This is a messenger RNA of Pangasianodon hypophthalmus (striped catfish), 1349 nucleotides long. RefSeq lists its product as uncharacterized. The transcript has 5 exons. The coding region runs from base 689 to 1015 and encodes 108 amino acids. The record is from RefSeq and is a predicted model, not a curated record. NCBI's taxonomy places the organism in Eukaryota, Metazoa, Chordata, Actinopteri, Siluriformes, Pangasiidae.
AUGUUUGUGUGAUUUAGUGUGUGUAUCUGUGAAUUAGUGUGUAUUAGUGUGUGUGUCUGUGUAUCAGUGUGUGAUUUUAGUGUGUGUAUCUAUGAAUUUCUUUGUGUGUGUGAUUUAGUGUAUGUAUCUGUGAAUUAGUGUGUGUAUGAGAGAGGCAGUAAGUGUGUUUGUGGGUGUCCAUGUUAGUGUGUGUGUGUGAGUUAGUGUGUGUAUGUGUGAAUUUGUGUGUGCGUGUUUGUGUGUGUGAUUUUGUGUGUGUAUUUGUGAAUUAGUGUGUGUGUGUGUGUGUGUGUGUGUGUGUGUGUGUGUGUAUGAGAGAGGUAGUAAGUGUGUUUGUGUCUAUGAUUUAGUGUGUUUCUGUGUGUUUGUGAGUUUGUGUGAAUUUGUAUGUGUUUGUGUGUGUGUUUGCAGAAACACACAGAGUGUCCUGUGUUUGGCCUUCCAGGUAAUGUGUGAGUGUGUUUCUGUUUGCUGCAUGUUUGCUUUCAAGUGUGUGUGUGUGUGUGUGUGUGUGUGUGUGUGUGUGUGUGUGUGUGUGCAUUAAUGCUCUCUGGUGUGACCUCAGUGGUGAAAGAGAGCGCUGUUUCCUCUGACCAUCUCUCCUCCUACAGCUCACACACACACACACACACACACACACACACACACACACCUGGCCCCUCAGGUUUCAGUAGAGAGGUGAGAGACCAUGAUGCGUCUUGUGUUGAUGAUGGUCCUGCUGGGAGGUGUGUUUGCGGCGCCGUUCAUCAACCCGGAUCAGGCGAAGCGCUUUAUCCGUCAGAAGAGGCAGAUCGGCUACUGGGACCCCAAUCACUCUCAGAACGUGUGGGGCUACACACUGCAGGAGCAGGCUAGUGAGUACUGGACUGCAUUGAGGACAAACGCUCAGUUUUACAUGGACAUGGGAAACCUGGUGUUUGACCGCUCUGUGGCUGAUGAGAACUACAGGAUGUACAUGGAAAUGCUGAGGAAUGCAAGAGCACAUCUCGACGCGAUCACCGGCAGACAGCGAUAGAUCAGACAGAUUAGACUGAUCAGACAGUGAUGAAUGAUUCGGUGAUUGAUCACUCUGCUGAUUCAGUGCCUGAGGGUGGAGCUGCUCUUUGUUGGAUGCUUUUCUAGCAUAGAACUGCAGAAAUUUCUGCAUCAGUGGCUCAUGUAAGCUCGGUCCGUUCAUCGUUUUAUUCUGUUUCAUCUCAUAACACACACCUGAGAGACAGGUUACCUGACGCAGGUGUGUCUGGAGCUGGAACAGAGUGUGUUGAUGAAUAUGGAUUGAGAUCCUCUGGCCUUUAGGUUGAGUAACAUUUUUAAACAGGAAAAUAAUAAAUUCAUAUUGUCUGCCUGCA